AUGUCGACUGUUCUUCCACCACCUUCGAAACGCCAGAAGACGGCGGCUGCAGCGAAAGCACGAGAACCAAUCAACACCACCGAAGAAUCGAUACCCGAUGCGCAACAACGAAUCCAAUUCCUCGAUGCCGACACGGGCGCGCCUGCCAGCGAUCCUGUCUUCGUGCAAUUGUCUCAACUAUCGCCGAAAAAUCUUUCGCUCUUGUUGAAUACGUUGUUGGGCCAUACAAAGCCCGAUGAUCGUCUACCUUAUCGAUUCUAUAACCCCUAUGGCGACGGAAGUGGAGAAUUUUCGCAGGAGGAAGUGAUCAAGAAGUACUUGGAUGGAACGGCGACGACAGAAUUGGCUUUGAAUAUUCCAUUCCGUGCGGAGGCAGUCUUCAAAGUCAAGCCAGUAACGAGAUGCUCUGCCAGCAUUAGCGGACACGGCGAGUCAAUACUCAGCACAUCAUUCAACCCAGCGACUUCGUCGUGGCUAGCGACAGGAUCAGGGGACAAAACGGCGCGCAUAUGGGACUGUGAUACUGGGACGCCAAAAUAUACAUUGAAGGGCCACACGGGAUGGGUUUUAGUGGUGGCAUGGUCUCCAGACGAAGGCAUACUGGCUACGGGGAGCCACGACAACACUGUUAGGCUGUGGGACCCCAAAAAAGGCACGCCGCUAGGAGGGCCGCUGAAAGGUCACACGAAGCCAGUCCUGAGCAUAGCAUGGCAGCCUUAUCAUAGUCGGGAUCCUGGACGUCCGUUACUGGCAUCAGCUUCACAGGACUUCACCGUGCGGAUAUGGGACGCAGUCAGUGGCCACACCGACAUGGCGCUCACAGGGCACAAAGGGCAUGUGACAUGCGUGAAGUGGGGUGGUGCAGGCUGGAUAUACACCAGCUCGAGAGACAAAACUGUUAAGAUAUGGGAUGCAAACAAGGGGACGCUGGUGCACACGCUCAACGCACAUGCGCAUUGGGUGAACCACCUGGCCCUAUCGACAGACUUUGUGCUUCGGACAGGUUAUUUUGACCACAAGGGCCACAAGGAUGUGCCAAUUAGCGUGGAGGGCAAGCGAGAGAAGGCGAAAAAGCGAUACGAAGCUGCUCUCGUCGGUACAGGAUCGGAGCGGUUGGUGACAGUCAGCGACGAUAUGACUAUGUUUUUGUUUGAUCCCUCGCAGUCGACGAAGCCGAUUCAGCGUAUGCAUGGACACCAAAAAGCAAUCAAUCACGUCACGUUCUCGCCGGAUGGAGUCACGAUUGCCAGUGCUGGGUUUGACAACCAUGUCAAGCUGUGGGAUGCAAAGGACGGAAAGUUUAGGACCACACUCAGGGGCCACGUGGGGCCGGUGUUCCAGGUAGCCUUCUCAGCGGAUUCCAGGCUUCUGGUGAGCGGCAGUGCGGACACGACGCUAAAGGUGUGGAACGUAAGAGAAGGCAAGCUCGCCGAAAACUUGCCUGGUCACCUGGAUCGGGUGUUCGCACUGGACUGGAGUCCGGAUGGAGCCAGGGUUGGCAGCGGGGGAGAAGACAAGGUGGUGAGGAUAUGGCUGCAUUAG
Molecule: messenger RNA, 1542 nt
Organism: Sphaerulina musiva SO2202
Lineage: Eukaryota; Fungi; Ascomycota; Dothideomycetes; Mycosphaerellales; Mycosphaerellaceae
Product: WD repeat protein
Exons: 3
Coding region: 1-1542 (513 amino acids)
Biological process (GO): ribosomal large subunit assembly
Cellular component (GO): nucleolus
Molecular function (GO): protein binding
Source: RefSeq, a predicted model, not a curated record